Messenger RNA from Frankliniella occidentalis (western flower thrips), 6083 nucleotides. RefSeq names its product TBC1 domain family member 1 (gene plx). The record is from RefSeq and is a predicted model, not a curated record. Lineage: Eukaryota; Metazoa; Arthropoda; Insecta; Thysanoptera; Thripidae. The transcript is spliced from 20 exons. Bases 632 to 5284 code for a protein of 1550 amino acids.
CGUGCCCCGUGCCCACCGCGACCCGCGGGCCGCCUCCCCCACCUCUCCAGCGCUGCAGCCGGGCCGGGCUGGGCACCCAACCAACCACCUCUACCCGCCAGCGCCAGUCACCGUCGCGAAGGCCUCUCACCUGGAUGUCUCGAGUCGCAGUCGUUGUGCCCGUGCCGUGCCCGUGCCCGCGUGCGGACGCCCUGCGGACGCCCUGCGGACGCCUCCCCCGGCCCGGACAAGGCUCCCCUGGGCCGCUCCGCGCUCCUCCAGCUCCAGCUGCAGCUCGAGCAGUGCAGUGCCAGUGCCUUGAUGAGGAUCAGCUGAUUGACUUGCUUGGUUGGGAGGAACACUUGUUACCCUCACACUCUCCCCAGUGAUGGUGGUCGUGGUUCUGCAUCAGUGUCAAUGGACUCUUCGCUUGGGACUGUUGCGCCUCUCUGGCAGUUGCGAGCAUUGAUGAGUCUUGUCAAGUGAGCAGCGUGAAAUCUCUAUGAACUGUUGUCGUGUGGACUCGUGCUCCUGUCAAGAUGUAAACAACAGAAGAGGAGCUGUAGUGAUAGUGGUAACUCGAGGAACCACCAUUGUUGUCGUGGUUGAGGAGUGCAAGUGACAGUUUACGUUCAAACUGAAAGCAGCCAAAAUGGGGAUUCCAGUUGAUUAUCUUGGCUUUGCAGCCAUGGAUCGACGGCUCUCCUCUCCUAUGAUGCCAUGGAUUUUAGCUGAAAUACGAUUAAGAGGGAUGCGUGAGAAGAUGUCCCUGACUAUAUCGGAUGGUUUCAUCAAAGGCUACAGCAUGGGUGAAAACGACCCAAUGCAUCUAUCCAUGGCAAACAGCGAGCCAAUGUUCAAGCAUUCCCUGAAUGAAAUCAAGAAAUACUCUCAAAUGUUUGGCAGCCACUGCACCUUCCUGUACUUCAUGAGAGAUCCGAUGGAACCCAAUCUGCUGUUUUGCUACCUCUACGAGACUGAGGAACCUCAAGAUGUGAUGGAGCUGUUCACCCAGAUGCGGGACCAGAUCAACAGCCCGUCCGCCUCGUCGGGCUCGGCCCGGGAGCUGUCGGGCUCGCCGGCGCACCCGGGCCGCUCGCUCAGCAGCGCCGCCAACCUCACGUCGCUGUGCGCCGACAUCUCCCCCAGCAGCUCGCACUUCUUUGAGGUGUUGUACAUCGGCAAGAUCAAGGUGUCCCACCGCAAGGUCCCCGAGUCGUUCAUCGACGACGCCCUGGAGAAGUUCCGCCUCCACGACCUGGAGAAGGAGAAGGAGAAGGGCCGGCUGGUGGAGAACGCCGGCAAGGCCAUCCUCAUGCGCAACAACUCGAGCUCCAGGAUCCUGGCGCCGGGCGCCAUCGCGGCCGCGCCCGCCGCCGCGGCCCUGGGCGGGGAGCGGCGCGGCUCGCAGGACUCGACGUACGGCGGCAGCGACCUGGGCUCGGCCGAGAACAUCAGCCACAACCCCGGGCUGGCGCCCGCGCUCGUGCCCGCGCCCGCCGCCGUGCCCGUCAUCGCGCUCUCCGGCUCCGUGGAGACGCUCGCGCCCGAGCCCGGCGCCGCCACCCCCGCCCUCGGCGAGGACAGCGUGGACCCUGCCGAGCAGCCGCCCGCCGCGCCCACCUCGAGCGCGGCGGAUGACGGUUGGGGCAAACAGAACUCUCUGCCGCUGGAGUCCAUGCGUGCGCGCGCCGGGUCUGCUGGCAGCGCCCUCAUGAAGAAGCCGGAGGUCGGCGGGUCGACAUCAAAUGUUGAACACAACCGCACAAUGCUUUUCCUCGUCGGAAGAAGUGACCUUCGACUCAUCAGCCCAGACCGCAAGCAAAUUCUACUGCACAAAAACCUGAGGGACAUUGCAAGUUGUAUUCAGGGUGUCAAAAACUCAGAGCAUUUUGGUUUCAUUUGCCGUGAGCAAAAUGCUGAAAAUUUCAUUGGCUACGUCUUCAAAUGUCAGUCAGAAUCAUUUGCUGAUGAUGUUGUGGGUGCCAUAACCCAGGCUUUCCAAGCUACGUCUGAGGCUUACAAAAAGGAGAAACAACCUGUUCUCUCCUGUGAGCACUGCCCAAUGGUUUGGUUUCAUAAACUAUGCACUGAAUUGGAAGGUGUCAGUGACAGACGAUCCCAACAAAUGAUUUUUAGACGCUUGGAACAACUCCCUGAAGAAGAGCAGAGCACUCUUUUGACCAAAUUCCAAGGCUCAGAGAACUCUAGUCAUACAAAGGGACAGAGGGAGCAGAACGAGUUCUUAAUGAUGCUCAUAAGAGCACAUUGUGAGAGCAAACAGGCCAGACAUGUGCAUGACACUGCUGAAAACAGGAGCGAGUUUCUGAAUCAGUAUUUAGGUGGAAGCACAAUAUUUAUGAAAGCCAAGCGAUCAUUGACAAGUUCGUUUGACCAUCUGUUAAAGAGACGUGGUUCUAGAGAUGAUUUCAAUCCAAUGGCAAAGGAGCAAAGUCUUCCUAUAAAUGCAACACUUUGUAAGGAAAACAGUCUAGGGAAAGGCUCACCUUUAGCAAAUGGACUUCCCACCUUAGAGCUACCCCCAGAUCAUGAUGAGGACUCAAAUGAUCCUCAUAGACCACGGUCAUCCACUCUUGGUUCACUAUCAGCAGAAGCUAUUAAGAAAGAGCUUGGUCCUGGCGGAAGUUUGUCAGGUGGUUCAUCACAGCCGCAGCUAACUGCUGUACCAGGGAGCCCAGGGUCACCCCAACCAAAAGGCGGUCAAAUGAUGAACAUAUUUCUGAAAGUUGGGAACACCCCAAAGUCACCCACUAUAUCAGCAGACACACCAGAGGAUGUAAGAAGACAUUCGGGCUCCUGGCGUCAAGCUAUUUUCAAGACAGUUGUGACACCAAGCAAAUCUCUCCCAGGGGAUGGUGUUGAAGCCAAAGAUAUUCCUGCCAAGAAAAGCAAGGAGGAGCUGCGUUCUUUGUGGAAAAAGGCAAUUAAUCAGCAAGUCCUGCUUAUUCGAAUGGAGAAAGAAAAUGCAAGAAUAAGAGCUCAUCAAGAAGAAGCAACUGUAAAACGUAUUAAACUAGAAUAUGAUGAAAUUGGUUCAUGCAUGAGAGAGGUGAUGGAGGUGUGGGAUUUAUUGAUAAGCAAAGAGAGUCGUGUAAGUGCAAGAUGUGAUAAUCAAAUGCUAUUGCAAGCAAUUCGCCAAGGUGUACCAAGGAGCAAAAGAGGAGAUGUGUGGCAUUUUCUAGCAGAGCAGUAUUGUUUAAAGAUACCUCCAAUUGAUACUACCAAUUUCCCCAAUUACAAUGUCCCUUAUGAAGAUCUCCUCAAACAGCUCACGUCUCAUCAACAUGCUAUCCUUAUUGAUCUUGGUCGCACUUUCCCAAACCAUACGUACUUUUCCUCACCCUUAGGACCAGGUCAACUGGCUUUGUUUAAUUUGUUGAAGGCAUACUCUCUACUUGAUCCGGAAGUAGGUUACUGUCAAGGUCUCAGUUUUGUAGCAGGAAUCCUACUGUUACAUAUGUCUGAAGACAUAGCCUUUUUCCUUCUACGCCACCUUAUGUUCAGGAGAGGUUUACGGCGACAGUACCUUCCAGACAUGGCUGCCUUGCAAGUCCAAUUGUACCAGUUGUCUCGUCUCCUUCACGAUCAACAACCAGCGUUAUAUGCUCAUCUGGAUAAACAUGAAGUUGCUCCUACAUUGUAUGCUGCCCCUUGGAUGCUUACUCUUUUUGCCUCUCAAUUCCCUCUUGGAUUUGUAACCAGAGUUUUUGAUUUGAUAUUUGUUGAGAGUCCAGAUGUAAUAUUUAAGGUUGCCAUUGCACUUUUGUCCGAGCACAAAGAUGGAAUUUUGAACUGUGAUUCUUUUGAAGAAAUCAUGGACUAUUUGAAAAUUAAAAUUCCUAAUAUUGACAAAAUUCAACUAGAUAGGAUUAUGAAGAAGGUAUUCAAUAUGGAUGUCACCAAACAAUUACAUGAAUACGAAGUGGAAUACCAUGUGCUUCAAGAGGAAAUGUCUUCUCCCCGACCUGAGGCUGAGAAACUAAGGCAAUUAACACAAGAAAAUAAUCAAUUAAAGGAUCAGUUAGAGAUUUCUUCAAGUAAUAUGCAUCGUUUAGAAACUUCACGGACUCUGCAACAAGCACAAUUGAACAGACUUGAAUCCCAGGUUCGAAGUCUAGAAGUAAGCAUCACUACUCUCGGUGGAUUCAUAUCAACUCUUAUUGAAAAUCAUAAGGAUAUUGAAAUUCCUGGUGAUGUUAGAAGGCUUGUAGCACAACUCAGUGCUCCAGGGCCAGAUCGUUGUAAAAAUAGUGGAAAUUUGGGGUUGGGUAACAUCUUAAAGCCACGGCAUGAUCCUCCUAACUCUAUGAGACCUGAGUUUAAGCCAGAGUCCAAACUAACUUUGAACAUCAACAGAAGCGAAGCAAUGGCAAGAACAAAGUCAGACCCUCCUCGUAUGGUGCCAACACCACGCAGUUUCCGCCUUAAUGUGAUUGAAGAUGAUGAUAGAUAUGAAUCAAAUCUUAGACCAACCAUGAGUCUUCAAAAUGGAUCUACCAUAAAUAGUAUGAACUCUAAAAUUAACAAUUCAGGGAAACCAUAUCCUCUUAAAACUGCUUUGAGUUCUCCAAACCUGUCGUCUAAAAUGUCGUCAUUUUUCCAAGCUGGUCGACAGCAGCAAUCUGAACAGAGACUGAAUUCUCUGAACAAAGGUCAAAAUGAACUUGAUAAACUACUUGAAGGCCAUGUUUCAUCUAAUAACUCUUCUCGAGAUUCAAGGGGAGUUAGCCCGGGCAAGAAUCUGAAUAGUGGUGGUCCAUUUGUUGACAUUCCUCUAAGUGAUGGUAGUAAUGAAAAGUUAUCAGUGAAUGAUCAUGGAGCAUCAAAAGAAAAUCAACAACCACUGAGAAGAGUAGACAUUAUGAAGCAGCUACAAGCAAUUCAGAAACAUGAAUCACUUACAGGCUCUCCAAGUCAGGGCUUACAAUCCUUGUCUCUUGGUGCUGAAGUGGGCAAAGUAAACUCACAACAACCCACUGAAGUUACAUUACUAGAUUCUGGAAGUGACUCAACAGACUCUUUGCAACAAGCCCCAACACUACAUCCCUUAGACACAUGUUCAGAUGUAAGCUUUUCUUAUGGAGGCACAACAAAAUUAAAAACUAUAAGGCCUUUGAGAGCACAACUUGGCAGAAACGCCACUAUUGGAACAUUUGCACCAUCAUCUCUUCCACAGACGAGCAGCCCCCCACCUCCAUCACCUGAAAUAGAUGCCACACCACCUGUAACCAGUGAAUCACUCAAAGGGCUUGUUCCUCCAAAAAAAGAAGUGAUGUCAAGUUAAUAAGUAUUAUAUCUAUCUAUCUCUCUGAACAUUACUGAUGUUGGGCAAUGUGUUAUUAUGCCCUCUAAUCAUGUCAUUGUUAUAUUGUUAAUCAGAUUUGUGGAGUAUUUUUGUAAAAAGGAAAAAUAGGUAUUGAGAAGAGAUAAAAUACAUAUUUUGUCUAACCACAACAGAAUGUGAUAUUGCAGUGAGCGUUAGUGAGCAUUGUGCUUUUAGAAUAGAUGCUGUACUGUAAAGGAUAAAAUUGUUUUGUUAAGUCAAAUAUUUAGUCAUAUUUUCUUAAUUUGUAUGCGAUUAUGAAGUUGUUUUUAGUAAUUUGGUGUGUUCUGUUGUCAGACGCUUUCUAAGCUUAGACCAUGACUAUUGUUUAUCUAAUUUUUAAGCUCUUCUUUUGAGUGUGUUUAGUGCACUCUAUUUAAAAUUUGAAUGUAAAAAUAAUUUUUUAUUACUUGCUAUCUGCUGCAAGUAAAUUUAUCAAUUUCAUUCAUCAAUAAUUGUGAUAAUGUACUGUGUAUACUCAGUGGAAUUUUUCAAGGAUAUUAUAUUACAAGGAAAAGACAAGGGUUGUGCCAGAAUAAAUGGAGGAGAUUUGCUGGACAAACCUUCAUUUGAGCUAUUGAUUUCUCUGUGAUAUGGAGGAGACCCCUGUCUGAUCAAGUUAUUGUAAAUACAUCUCAUCGCCAUCAUUAUCAUGAUCAUUAUUUAAAAUAAAAACAGAAAAAAACACAUUUUAUGUUGUAUGUUUGUUACCGAUGUGAUGUUAAACUUGUUUUUAUGUCAUUAAAAUAUUUUAAAACUA